UGAUACCUGCCAACUGCACCAUGAAAGCUAAAGGCUCAGACAUGCACUGCAAGGACUGCGUCAAAGUGGCCGUCAGAGUCCGACCGUUCAACAAGAGAGAGAGGGAUGCAGGCAGCCGCUGUAUUGUCUCCAUGGUGUCGAGCUCCAUCACCAUCCAGGACCCGCGUGACUCCCAGAACCGUCGCUUGUUUUGUUUCGACUACGCCUACUGGUCCCACUCCGGCUUCACACGAGACAGCUGCGGCCUCUAUGUGCCCGAAGAGCCCGGGGGACGAUACGCUGACCAGGACAGUGUGUUCCAGGACCUGGGAGAGGGAAUACUGGAGAAUGCUCUGCAGGGUUACAAUGCCACUCUGCUGGCCUACGGGCAAACUGGCUCAGGGAAGAGUUACUCGAUGGUGGGCUAUGGGCCUAACAAAGGCCUAGUCCCUAAACUUUGUGACAGACUGUUUCAGGCCAUGAGAGAAAACCAGGAUACUAGACAGUGUCAGGUCUUUUUCAGUAUGUUGGAAAUCUAUAAUGAGCAGGUGGUUGACCUCCUCUCUCGGGGGUCCCGUACUCCGGGGGGGCUCAGAGUCAGAGAGGAGCAGCAAAGAGGCUUUUAUGUGGAGGGUCUCCGAACAGUCCCGUGUGACAACGCACCACAGGUGGAGCAACUGAUGGAACAGGGGACCAGGACCCGAACCACCGCUGCCACUCACAUGAACGCCAACAGCAGUCGCUCGCACAUGCUCAUUAUCCUCCAACUCAAACAGAUCUUUUCCAAAGAGAACAUCACAAAGCAGUCCAACAUUAACUUGGUGGACUUGGCUGGCAGUGAGCGUCAGCGGUCGUCCGGGUCGGAGGCUGACAGGCUCAAAGAGGGCACAGCCAUCAACCUGAGCCUCACCACCCUGGGCAACGUUAUCAGCUCCCUCGCUGAUGUGGCUGUGGGGAGGAAGGUUGUCCAUAUACCCUACAGAGACUCUGUUCUCACCAAGCUGCUGCAGUCUGCACUGGGAGGCAACAGUCGCACUGUUAUGAUUGCCACGCUGAGCCCUGCUGAUAUCUGCUAUGAGGAGUCUCUUUCAACCUUGCGCUAUGCUGAGAGGGCAAAGCGUAUCCAGAACCGAGCAGUGGUGAACGAGAGCCCCACAGAGCGUCUGGUCAAAGAGCUAAAGGCCGAGAACGCCAGACUGCUGCAACGACUGAGCCGGCUGGGCCAGGAGGGACGCAGAGCUAACGACGAGACCAAGGAGCUUCGUCAGCUGCUGACCCACAAUGAGCUUCAGAUCAGAGCCAUUCAGACUCUGUGGGAACAACACCUGCAGGAGGCCCUGAAGGACUGGGAGCAACAGUAUGCCAACAUCACACAGGAGAGGAGGAUGAUGCAGAUGCAUCCCUACAUCCUGAACAUCAACGAGGAUGCUCAGCUGUCAGGGGUGGUCAAGCUUUUCAUCCAGGAGGGCGAAUGGGACAUCGGCUUGUGUGACUCUUCCCCAAGAUCCAUCUCUAUCAAGGGCUUAGGGAUCCAGGAGCGUCAUGCUGUGUUCAGGAACGAACAACGGCGGGUAACACUGACCCCGCUGGCAGGGUCAAAGCUCAUUGUCAAUGGCAAUGCUGUCUCCCAGACAACUGAGCUGCAGCACCUGGACCGCCUCAUUCUCGGUUCCAACUGUACCUAUCUAUUCAUUGGUUAUCCCUCUGAGAGGGGUGGUGAUGACUGGAGCCGUUACGACUACGACUACUUCCAGUCUGAACUGGCUGCCGCUGAGGGCAUCCACCUGGGUGAAUCCUGUGCUGGCUCCAGUCAGACUGACCCCAGUCUGCUGGCCGUCUUUUACGACUACAUCAAACUGAUGCCCAUGGUGGCUGAGGCCAAUCAGAUGAGCCAGGAGCUGGACAAGGGGGUGGAGUUUAAGUUGGAAAUCAAGAAUCUGGCACUGUCAGAUUCAAAAGGCCACGAUCUGGAGAAGGAGAUUGUUGUCAGAGUCACUGUUAUGGGAAGAAAACAGGUAUGGAUGUGGUCCAAGGCCAAGUUUGUGAACCGUAAAUUCCUGAUGGAAGACGUCUACCAGCAGCAUCAGGCUGAGAAGAGCGGAGACAAUGACCGCCUCAUUCUCGGUUCCAACUGUACCUAUCUAUUCAUUGGUUAUCCCUCUGAGAGGGGUGGUGAUGACUGGAGCCGUUACGACUACGACUACUUCCAGUCUGAACUGGCUGCCGCUGAGGGCAUCCACCUGGGUGAAUCCUGUGCUGGCUCCAGUCAGACUGACCCCAGUCUGCUGGCCGUCUUUUACGACUACAUCAAACUGAUGCCCAUGGUGGCUGAGGCCAAUCAGAUGAGCCAGGAGCUGGACAAGGGGGUGGAGUUUAAGUUGGAAAUCAAGAAUCUGGCACUGUCAGAUUCAAAAGGCCACGAUCUGGAGAAGGAGAUUGUUGUCAGAGUCACUGUUAUGGGAAGAAAACAGGUAUGGAUGUGGUCCAAGGCCAAGUUUGUGAACCGUAAAUUCCUGAUGGAAGACGUCUACCAGCAGCAUCAGGCUGAGAAGAGCGGAGACAAUAGACUAGAGGGGCUGUCUGCAGCUGCGUUACCCAGAGAUAAAGACCCGUUCUGGGAUCCUGUGGAGCCUCUGCUCCUGGGGACUGCUCACCUCUGGCUUCAGUCUUUGGCCUUCCGUAUCCCCCUGGAAGAGCAACUUGAGGUGCUGGGUUCAGAGGGCACAGAGGAGGCCAUUCUACAAGCACAGCUGGUUCCCUGCACUUCCACGGGACUCCCUCUGGGGGAGGAUGACAUUAUGAUCGACCCGUCUGAGUUACUGGGUCGACGACUGGACUUCCAGCUUGUUCUGGAACAGUGUUGUGGCCUCCGCUGGAUCAGAGAGGCCCGCAAUAGAGGGGUCCAAAUUGGUUUCAGGUUGUUUGACUGCUGCCAGUCUCUGUACACUCCGGCCGUGUGGCACAACGUCAACCCUCUGUUGGAUCACAGAGUUCACUUUGCGUCCUUGCACACCUCCCAACGUCUGCUGGACUACCUGCAGAGCAGCGCUGUAGUGCUGGAGCUCUGGGGCCUUCAAGAGGGUUGUACUGGCCUGAUAUCAUCUCUAGAGGGAGUGAGGAUGACUACAGAGGGCGUCUUUAUCAUCGAGGAGGCAGACCCAGCGGACACUGCACCUGUAGACUCUGCAGAGCUCAGCUGUUCAGUGAGAGCUCUUCAACAGGACUUGGAAGAGCUGAAGAGUGUUAAUGCUUCACUGAGAAAAGAAAAUCAUAGUCUGAGAGAACAACUCAACACUGCCAGGAAUGGUGGGGAGAGCGUGCGUGGUCGCUUGGUGCGUCCCAGCUGUGAUGCAGAGUUUGCUCGUGCUCUCAAGGUUUUCUACCACAGCAUGACUUCAGUCAGGGGUCAGCUGCAGCGCCUGCGCAGACAUAGGCCCAGUGAGGAGUCUGACCUGCUGGGGCUCAGACUGUUUGUGGAUGAGCAGAGUCGUCUCCUGAGGGACUUCUCGGAGCAGCUGGAACAGAGCGUCUCCACACUCAAACAAGAUGUAGCCGCCAUCGUCCGCCGGAAACGAGAACGUUCAGGAAUCUGGUCUUGACCGAGACUUGUUUACAGAUUUUCCAGAGUAGAUGAAUGUCUCUGGUCAUUCCACAUUUUACAACACUGCAGAUAUUUCUCCAUUAAGUGUGUAUAGGUUGAAUUCUUGCUGUUUGUAACAUUGUGUUGAUUAACAUUAAGCCAUUAGUGAAACCGGCUUAAGAAAUGUGUUCACAGAACUGAACUAAGAGAUACUUUAAACCUUUUUUUUUAACGUAAGUUUAAAGGAGUAGUUAUAUUAAGAAAUCAAGGAAAACUGCCCAAUUGUUCUACAACUACCAAAAUAUCAUAGUCAUAUGGACGCUCAUUCUCCUGUUUUCUUCUUGGCAGAGGUAUUCCCACCAAACUCUGGAAAGGUUACGAAGCAUGUUAUAUUCUGUUUGAUGUACAAGAUGGGUCACAUUUGUCAUUUGACACAGCUGGAUUUCUUUUUAUCUGAAGGAGCAGAAGUUAACUUUUUUCAGUAAAAGAGGGUACUCAGAUGUCUUCAUCUCUACACAGUCACCAGGCGAGGUAGCAAUGUUAGUCAGUACAUUAUGCAAGUAUAGUAUUAACAUAAUAACAAAAGUACUUAAGUCUAUAAAAAGUUUAUUAGACUGCAUGUAAAAUAAGUCAUUACAGUCCCAAAUAAAUUAAAAGGCAAAUACAAGUCAAGUUUCAGAAUUCACAAUAUUGUUAUGUUUUUUGGACCAUCAUUGAUAAUGUAUAUUUUCAAGCAACUGCAGUUCACUGUAUGACAUCAGAAAUCAAGGAGAAAGGAAAGUUCCUCUUCCUCAUGUCUCACUGUGGCAGACAGAUCAUAGACAAGAAUGAGAUAUCUAAUAGCUGAAAAGGAGAGAUUUCCUCUUCAGUUAAAUGACAGUGUUUACCACAGCAUGUCUCAUUUUAAUGUCCAGUUCAGAGGUAAAAAAUUCUUUAUGUUUGUAAGCAGUCACAAAUUGCAAGAGUACAGACAGUUGCUGUAGGUCCAAAAAAAGACAGGCGCGGGCACAUUUUACAGGAGAGGCAGAAGGCAAAUAUGAGGCAGAUUAGUCAGCGGAUGGGACAGAAAGUCUAUGUACAACAGAUAUGCAGGCAGACAUGUUGAAAGAAGGAAGUUGGUCAUGAGAAACCUAAAACAGGUAUAGACAGACAGGAGGGGAGAGGCAGCAGUGAAAGGCCAGAGAGCUAGGUACACGUGAACUGAAGAGGUAGACAGAAAAAAUCCAACUGUGGGAAGGACAGACAGCUACAGAUAUAUCUACUGAUGUGUCUGCACGAGAGAGUGUGUGUGUUAGAAGGCAGAAGCCAUGAGUCAAUUGAAGUCUGAUUUGGGUAAAAUUUUACAGAAGUUCAGAUUCUUCAGAAAUAAGCACCAACAUUAAGCGAUUUUUCGUGUGGAGUUUCCAACAUUUUUUUUUUUACUUUACAAAAAGCACCCAAUAGUGUGCCUGUGUUUUGUGCAGGUACAGAGAAGGCCAAGGGUACAGGUGAGGUAGGUUAAUUGGGUCUUCAGGGACUGGAGGGGAAAAAAACAAACUAUAGAAAAACAUGUACAAUAAACACUUCCUGUAACAUUUACUUAAACGUAAAAUAAUGCCGGAGAAAAUGUAGCAAUGCGCAGUAAGCAACGGUUUCUUUUUCUCAGUUAAACUGCCAAUUGUCUGCACCUCUUUGGGUAAGUCAGAGUUCUAUGUCUGAACAACACAACAAACAUGAGUAAAGAGCAUGUACAGUAGCAGUUUAGGUAUAUAUCAAGUACAGUGGUGAAAAUUACAUUAGGAAAAAACACUUCCUCUCAAAGAUCAACAGUUCAGCCUCAUGUAUGCAACAAAUUUUAAAAUAAAAGUUGACGCUGU
Molecule: messenger RNA, 5415 nt
Organism: Micropterus dolomieu (smallmouth bass)
Lineage: Eukaryota; Metazoa; Chordata; Actinopteri; Centrarchiformes; Centrarchidae
Gene: kif28
Product: kinesin family member 28
Exons: 31
Coding region: 21-3578 (1185 amino acids)
Biological process (GO): microtubule-based movement; cytoskeleton-dependent intracellular transport
Cellular component (GO): microtubule; kinesin complex
Molecular function (GO): microtubule binding; ATP binding; microtubule motor activity
Source: RefSeq, a predicted model, not a curated record